AUGGAUUCGUGUCUCGGAGUUGAACAGGAUUUAGACAAAGCUUUAUCGAAGUUUAGGUCUCUAAAUGAUAACUCGAGUAAAUUACUACAGAAUAUGAUAGAUCAAGUAGAAGAAGUAAGGCGAGAGAUAACCAAAUACUCAAAUGACGCUCAACUAUCUCCAGCGCAGACCAUGUUGAUCAAUGAUUUGGCUGCAACAGUUAAAACAACCACAGCCCAAAUGUCUACAGGUAAUUAUCACCGAGAACUGCAUGCAACAGUUUCAAGAGUGGGCAAGUCUAUUGAUAGGCACUUCAUUGCUGAUUAUGCGUCAGUUGCUCCGAAGGCGGAGUCCUUCUGUAAUGAUGUCAAUAGGCCCAUUAUGGAACAAGCCAUAGCUCAACAUUUGUAUAGACAGGGUCUUGAAGACGUGGGCGACGCUUUCGUAUCGGAAGCUAACAUAACGGGAGUGGAGCGCACUUGUACGUUUGCGUUGCUGCAACGUUGCGCGGCUGCGUUGGCUGAGGGCGACCCCAGCGCCGCCCUCAACUGGGCCGAGCGAAGAGCACAUGAACUUCACAACUCUCCUCUACCAUUCACCUUACAUAGAAUGCAGGCACUUAAGUUGGCCCGCGAGCAGGGCGUGGGCGCGGCCAUCGAGUACGCGCGGCGCCAGUUCCCGCUGCACGCGGCGCGCCACGAGCGCGCGCUGCAGGCCGCCGUCUGCGCGCUCGCCUGGUGCACGCCCGGCGCCGGGCCCGCGCCGCCCAUCUACCAACAUCUACUCGACCCUAAGGCACUCGGUGCAGAAGCAGCUGAGUUGUUUAUAAAAGAAGCUUGUGGUCUCCUCCGCCUGGCGCCACUGUCGCCGCUGGCGGGCGCAGUACUGGCCGGCGCGCGAGUGUUGCCAGCUCUACACGACAUACGCUCCAAGAUGUCACACCCACACGUCAUCGCCGCCUGGUCUGAUGAUGAACUGCCUUUCGAGGUGGACCUAGGCGAGGACGGUGGCGGCUACCACUCAGUGUUCGCGUGUCCCAUCCUGCGCCAACAAGCCUCGGAGCAGAACCCGCCCAUGCGUCUUCUCUGUGGACACGUCAUCUCCAGGGACGCGCUCAACAAACUCGCUAUGGGGGCCAAAUUAAAGUGCCCCUAUUGCCCGAUGGAGCAGUCGCCGGCUGAAGCCCGGCAGAUAUACUUCUCGUGA
Spodoptera littoralis (African cotton leafworm) is the source of this 1185-nucleotide messenger RNA. The record is from the annotation of a GenBank genome assembly. Lineage: Eukaryota; Metazoa; Arthropoda; Insecta; Lepidoptera; Noctuidae.